UACGUUCCUGAAGGGGCAGUAUAGUUUACGCAUCGCGGUACGAGUUUCUGUUUACAAAUCGCGUUCGAUUAAAAUAAAUGGGGAAACAUGUCCCGCCGGUUGGCCAACCUGAAUCCGUACGAGCUGCACAAGCACCUGAUCAACGAGUACAUCCUCACGAAACCGGGUGCCACCAAAUUGCUGCAGCGGGACACGUCCCGCGAUAAAACCGAUCGCGAUGUGCUUCGGGAGCACCAUCGCUUCCUGUGGGACGGCGAAACAGUGGACUCGUGGGAGAAACAACUGGCCAAAAAAUACUACGACAAACUGUUCCGGGAGUACUGCAUUGCGGAUCUCAGCCGGUACAAGGAGAAUAAGGUGGCAAUGCGCUGGCGAAUCGAGAAGGAAGUAUUGCUCGGCAAGGGACAGUUCAUCUGUGGUGGUCGAUCGUGCGAAGAACGGGAUGGCCUCAGGAGUUGGGAAGUCAACUUUGCCUAUCUGGAGCACGGAACGAAGAAGAAUGCACUGGUCAAGUUGCGACUGUGUCCCUCGUGUUCCGACAAGCUGAACUACCAUUCGAAGAAGCGCGAGAUCAAGCGGCUGAAAAAGCGUGUACGAAAGGAGAAGCAUUUCGGAAGGAGAAAGGACGGCGAACCGAAUGUCGACCUGCCUGGACGUGAUAUUCCGAUUUCAACAGAAGAACUGCAAGACGAUCGUGAAAUUGUUGAAGAUCAAUCCUCGAUAGAAGCAAUAGCACCACGGGAAGACGAAGUUCAAAGUAGUUCCUCUGCAGCACCGGAUAGUUGCUGGACUAAGGUUCCAGAAGUGGAGGAAAAAUCAAGAGAAGAUGAGUUUGACGAAUACUUGGAAGACUUGCUGUUGUGAAACAUAAGCAAUUGCAUUUAAAUAGUUGUAAGCUAAAACGCGUACAGUUAUGAUUUCCGAUGACAUGCCACAAACAAACAAA
Ochlerotatus camptorhynchus is the source of this 946-nucleotide messenger RNA. Its product is annotated as protein FRA10AC1. The transcript is spliced from 4 exons. The record is from RefSeq and is a predicted model, not a curated record. Lineage: Eukaryota; Metazoa; Arthropoda; Insecta; Diptera; Culicidae. Bases 88 to 864 code for a protein of 258 amino acids.